AUGGCCAUUCUGCAACAGUUUGGACUACUGCUGUGGAAGAAUUAUCUUCAGCAGAAACGACAAAUCCUGGUAACUCUGGUGGAGAUGCUCCUUCCCCUGCUCUUCUCCUGCAUCCUCAUUGUACUGCGUCAGAAGGUGCCUUUCAAGGACUACCCAAAUGCUACAAUCUAUCCGAGUUACUCAGUUGAAAGACUACCAAAACAUUUGGAACUUCUAGACUUACAGCUGGCAUAUGUGCCCAGUAACUCCAGCGUGGUGCGUCAGGUGGCAGAGACUGUGCGAGGCAGACUGUCCCUCUCCUCAGUGCGUGGCUUUGAGACGGAGGAGCAUUUUGAGAACUUUGUGAGGAAUAACCCACAGUCAAGAAAUGUGCUGGCUGCUGUGGUUUUUGAGCACCACUUCACGCAUGAUGAUGAACCUCUGCCCCAACAGGUGAGCUACCACUUGCGCUUCACCUUCUCGCCGCGCAGCGCCCCGAUCUCGGAAGAGUCGGAGCUGAAUCCCAACAGCGACUUGGACUGGCACACGCACAGCCUGUUUCCCCUUUUUCAACUGCCCGGACCAAGAGAGCAGUAUGACAAGGAGGGGGGGACACCUGGUUAUUUCAGAGAAGGCUUCCUGGCAGUGCAGCAUGCAGUCGACCGAGCCAUUAUGUACUCUCACAACAGAACUGCUGCCAUCCAGCUGCUGCCUGCUAUCAGAGUGGUGAUGUCACGGUUCCCCUACCCUGCUUUUAAAUAUGACGUCUUCAUCCUGGCUAUUCAGAACCAGCUGCCCUUACUACUGGUGCUCAGCUUCACCUACACCUCCCUCAACAUAGUACGGGCUGUGGUACAGGAAAAGGAAAGGAAGCUCAAGGAGUACAUGAGGAUGAUGGGUCUCAGCAACUGGCUCCAUUGGAGUGCUUGGUUCCUCAUGUUCUUUCUCUUCCUCUCCAUUUCAGUGUUUUUUGUUACCCUGCUGCUCUGUAUCCAGGUGAGCCCUAAUGGAGCAGUGCUGACCAGCAGUGACCCCACGUUGGUUUUCGUCUUCCUGCUCGUCUUCAAUGUGGCCACAAUCAAUUUCAGCUUCAUGAUUAGUGCCUUCUUCUCACGAGCCAAUGUGGCAGCAGCAGCGGGGGGCUUCAUCUAUUUUCUCAGCUAUCUGCCUUAUUUGUUCCUGUGGCCACGCUACGACUUACUGAGCUAUUCCCAGAAGGUGUCGGCCUGCCUUAUCUCCAACAUGGCCAUGGCCAUGGGAUCACAGCUUAUAGGAAUGUUUGAAGGCAAAGGUACGGGAAUCCAGUGGUCAAACUUGUUUGACUCUGUCACCGUGGAUGAUGAUUUCUCCCUGGCCCAGGUUCUGUGCUUGCUGCUGUUUGACGCUGUGCUGUACGGGAUGGUGGCCUGGUACAUGGAGGCAGUUUUUCCUGGGGAGUAUGGCGUGCCUUUACCAUCAUACUUCUUUUUACUGCCUUCAUACUGGUGCAGCAGCCCUCGCAUGGCUUUGGUAAAUGAGGAGGAGAAAGAAGAGGAUGCAGAAAAGGCCAUGAAAAGAGAGUUUGUAGAAGAAGAACCUGCUGGACUUGUCUCCGGGAUAAAGAUUAAACACCUCGCUAAGGAAUUCAAAGUGGGCAACAAGACACGACAGGCUGUACGAGACCUUACAGUGAACAUGUUCGAAGGACAGAUCACAGUCCUGCUAGGACACAACGGUGCCGGGAAGACCACAACACUGUCCAUGCUAACAGGUCUGUUCCCCCCCACCAGUGGCAGGGCCUAUAUUAACGGGUACAACAUCUGUCAGGACAUGGCUCUGAUCCGACGCAGCCUGGGACUUUGUCCCCAGCACGACGUAUUGUUUGAUAACCUUACUGUAAGAGAGCACCUGCUGUUCUAUGCACAGCUGAAAGGCUACUCCAAAGACAAGAUUCCAGAUGAAGUGGAUCGGAUAAUCCGUAUCCUAAACCUUGAGGAUAAGCGACAUGCUCGUUCCAAGACCCUCUCUGGUGGCAUGAAGAGGAAACUUUCUAUUGGGAUUGCCCUCAUUGGAGACUCCAAGAUUGUCAUGUUAGAUGAGCCCACAUCGGGUAUGGAUCCAUCAGCACGACGUGCCACCUGGGACCUUCUGCAAGGGGAGAAGCGCGGCCGCACCAUCCUGCUCACCACACACUUUAUGGAUGAGGCUGACCUGCUCGGUGAUCGAAUUGUCAUCAUGGCAGGAGGAGAGCUGCAAUGCUGUGGGUCAUCACUCUUUCUCAAGAAUAAAUAUGGUGCUGGCUACCACAUGGUGAUCGUUAAGGAUGCUCUUUGUAACGUGUCUGAGAUCACCCGCCUUGUUCACAUGUAUGUUCCCAAUGCCACUCUGGAGAGCAGCGCUGGAGCUGAGCUCACUUAUAUUCUUCCCAAAGAAAGCACCAGCAGGUUUGAAUUGCUGUUUGCUGAGCUGGAGAUGAACAGAGAGGAGCUGGGCAUUGCCAGCUAUGGAGCUUCAGUAACUACUAUGGAAGAAGUUUUCCUCAGAGUUGGAAAGCUGGUGGACUCUAGUUUGGAUAUCCAGGCUAUCCAGCUACCAGCCCUACAGUACCAACACGAGAGACGCUCUCAUGACUGGACCAUGGAUGAUGCCAGUAGCAUCAGCGGCUUGACUGAUGUCACUGACUUCACAGACAGCGGCACACUCGUCUCAGAAGACUGCUCCAACAUUAAGCUGAACACCGGGGUCAGACUACAUCUGCAACAGUUCUAUGCCAUGUUCCUAAAGAGGGCGCUGUACAGCUGGAGAAACUGGAAGGUGAUGGUGGCUCAGUUCCUGGUCCCUCUGGUCUUCACUGUUAUAGCUUUAGUUGUGGCACGCACCUUUCCCAGUCAUAAGGACGCCCUGAAGCUGAGUCUGGAACUCAGUCGCUACGGUCCCACCAGGGUCCCUGUCUCUCUGCAACCUGGGGCAGGACCCAAGACUUCAGCCUUGGCAAACGCAUACAAUUCCCAGCUCUCUGCCCAGUUAGGCAACCUCAUCAAUGCUACUGACUUCAAUGAUUACAUCCUAACUCAGGCAGAAGAAGAAGGCGGAAGCUUUAACGAGCACUGUGUGGUGGGCGCUGCUUUCCGAGGUAGCAGCAACAACUUUGCAGAAGCAACGGCCUACUUUAACAACGAGGGCUACCACACACCUGCCACAGCACUAAUGAUGGUGGACAAUGCUCUGUUCAAGUUUAUAGCAGGGCCGAAUGCUUCCAUCCAGACGGCCAAUUAUCCCAUGCCACGCAACCUUUCUGAGACUGCGCAGAGCCAGCUUACAGAGGGCAAGACAGGGUUUGCCAUUGCCAUCAACCUAAUGUACGGGAUGGCCUCCCUUUCAAGCACUUUUGCCCUGCUGCUCGUAACUGAGUCCUCUAUCAAGUCCAAGCAUGUGCAGCAGGUCAGCGGCGUCUACCUCUCAAACUUCUGGUUUUCAGCCCUGCUGUGGGAUCUGGUCAACUUCCUGCUGUCUUGUGUCCUCAUGCUGGUGGUGUUCCAGGCUUUUGGAAUCGACGCUUUUGUAGAGAACAACCACCUUAUAGAUGUUUUGUUGUUACUUCUGCUGUAUGGCUGGGCUGUUGUGCCUCUUAUGUACCUGCUCAGCUUCCUGUUCUCCACUGCUGCUAGUGCAUACACACGCCUCACCAUCUUCAACAUGAUCUCAGGCACUGGUACCUUUUUGGCUGUAACCAUCUUGGCAAUCCCAGAGUUGGAGUUGCAGCAUCUGUCACACUUGCUAGAUAAGGUGUUCCUGAUCUUCCCAAACUACUGCCUGGGCAUGUCCUUCAGCCAGUUCUACCAGAACUAUGAAUUCAUCUCGUUUUGCACCUCCAGCUUUGUCACUGAAAUAAUCUGCAAGGAAUAUAACAUCACAUACCAGCGGAACUACUUCUCUAUGACAGAGCCCGGCGUGGGACGCUUUCUCGUGGCCUUUUCCGUGCAGGGUGUGGUCUUCAUUAUUCUGCUGUUCGUCAUUGAGCUGCAGUGCAUCCGCACUCUCUGGAGACUUCUCACCUCCCUGUGCAGGAGACGCAAAAAGCUGCCUAUAAUAGAAGAUGCAGCGCUGCUUCCAGAGGACAGAGAUGUGGCCGAUGAGAGGAAGCGGGUUCUGGAAUGCCAGCCGAUAGUAGAAUCUAUGGUUGGUAGCCCCCUCAUACUGCAGGAGCUCAGCAAAGUGUACAGCAGUGGGGAGAGUCUUCUGGCUGUGGACAGGCUGUCUCUGGCUGUCGGAAAAGGGGAGUGUUUUGGCCUCCUAGGCUUCAAUGGAGCAGGGAAGACCACAACUUUUAAGAUGCUGACAGGCGAUGAGAGCGUUACAUCUGGAGAUGCAUUCAUUGAUGGAUACAGCAUCCGGAGAGACAUUAAGAAGGUGCAGCAGCGCAUAGGGUACUGUCCUCAGUUUGAUGCUGUAUUGGACCACAUGACAGGAAGAGAAACUCUGAGUAUGUAUGCCAGGCUCAGAGGAAUCCCAGAGAAAUGUGUGUCUGGCUGUGUGGAGAAUGUCCUGCGUUCCCUGCUGUUGGAGCCUCAUGCUGAUAAACUGGUCCGUAGUUACAGUGGUGGCAACAAGCGGAAGCUGAGUGCAGGGAUGGCUCUGAUUGGUGGGCCUCCUGUCAUCUUCCUGGAUGAACCUUCGACCGGGAUGGACCCUGUUGCCAGGAGGCUGCUGUGGGAUGCUGUUACACGCACACGGGAGUCUGGCAAGGCCAUUAUCAUCACUUCUCAUAGUAUGGAGGAGUGUGAAGCCCUGUGCACCAGGCUUGCAGUGAUGGUCAGUGGUCAGUUCAAGUGCCUCGGGAGUCCCCAACAUCUGAAGAGCAAGUUUGGCAGUGGCUACACACUGCUGGCUAAAGUACAUGUAGAACCUAAAUUUGAGGACAGUGACCUGCUGCUAUUUAAAGACUUCAUUGAAAGCACCUUCCCAGGAAGUCAGCUUAAGGACGAACACCAGGGAAUGGUGCAUUACCAUUUGACUGACAAAACACUAACUUGGGCACAGGUGUUUGGUACUUUGGAGGCAGCCAAAGAGAAAUACCGCAUUGAAGACUACUGCGUGAGUCAGAUAUCACUGGAGCAGGUGUUCCUUAGCUUUGCCCAGUUUCAGCACUGCACACAGAGUGAGGGGAAGUAGGUGGAGGGAAGAAUCUGUCCAUCCCAUUGCUCAUUUUUUUUACACUGCGUGCAUAUGGCCCAUGCACACGGAGUUGCCUCAGUUACACCGCCAGGUGUGGACACAGGCUGGAGGAGAACGUGCUUCGUCUCCAGCUCCGUUUUUACCUUGAACACGGACACACACUCAGUGGGCCAGUGGCAAACACCAUCUUCAGCAUUUCUUUUACUGUAUCACCCUGAUGGUCACACAUGCCAUUUGUCAUCAUGUUGUGUAAAAUUAGAAAAAACAGUUCUGAUUGUGAGGUGAUUAAAGUGACUCUGCAGCUUUUUUCUUUUUUAGUGAGGUCAAACAAAGAAAACGGCGUCACUCAUUAGAUAAUACCACUACUAUGAUGUGUGCGACAGGGUUUAUUUGUGUGUUUGUGUGUGUGUGUGUGUGUGUAUACAGACUGUCUUUUUGUUAUUUAUGACUUUUAUUACUUUAUGUGUGUGCAAAAAUUUGUGCUUUAUUUUGCAAUCACUGCAAGAGAAUGGAUCAUUCCAGCUGAUUCGAUUAUGUAGUUGUUGCACACCUUUGAGCCUUAUCCAACAAGUGAGGGUUCCGGUUUUCUUUAUAUUGCCCUUAUUAAGAAAGACUGGUUAUCCAUAGGAGCCUCUUAAUGUUGUUGCCAGAUGUACAUAAUGUGAUGUGUUCAUGGUAGUAAAACCAUUUACUCGUGUAAAGACUGUUUUGGAAUAAUUAAUGAAUGCAUGCGUAAAAUACGACUUACAAAAUGCACGAUGCUCGGAGAGCAGAGAGCUGCUAGCAAACAAUAGAAGGCCGUCCUGAGGAUUAAUCCACAGAGUACAAUUAGUGUGUUCUUAGCGCCUUUAUUACAUCUCAAUUUUCCGCUCCUGUUUUAGCUGCCAAACAAAGUACAGGAACAGCGCGUUACUAUGUGGAUAUUAGCCAUUACCGUUUACAUGGAAGCUGCUUAGAAGGAAAAUAAAAACCCCACUCUGUGACACAGGAGAUUUUGCUGCUGCCAUUGUUGCAGUGAAACUCGGUCUUUAAAUUCAAAUUGACCAAGAACAUUUUGGUGUAUUUAUCGUUCUUGUUUUCCUGCAGCUAUGCAUUUCACACGCUACACCUGUGUAUGUGUGUGAGCAGUGACUGAUAGAAACAGAGAGCACGGCAGCACGAAAUGUUCAAAACCAAGACACUGAUGACCUUUAAUGUCUCCAGAAUUUAAUUCCUGCUCGUUGAUGAGAAACAUAUUCUUAUGCUUUUAUAAUCUGGGGUUAUAAUCACAUUAACUCAUUCAUUUGACAUUUCUGUUCUCAGAGAAGCGCUCCACAGACGUGAGAUGAAUGUAUACUGUCUUACACAAAAAGCAUUCUGUCAGUUUUAAUAGCAGCUUGAUAUGAUUCACAGUGCUUUCUUUAUGUUAAACAAAACACUGACAUUCCUAAAAAAAAAAACACUGCUAUGUUCCUUAGAGGUUUUCAGCAAUUUUUACUUUUUUAUUUCUGUGUUUUUGCACAAAUCACCUCUCAUUACGUGUGUGACUUGAAAUAACCGCAUUGUCAGACAAGUAGAAAAAUAUGAAAGGUUUGUGCUGCUGAUAUCAAAGAAUGUGUUAAUGAUGAUAUAUGGUGUAUCAAAUUUAAAAAAGGGAAUUUACAUCAUUGUAAUUGUGUACCCUACUGUACCAUGGUACAGUAUGGUCCUUGUCAACUCUAUAUGUAUCGCUACUCUUUUUAAAUUAAAUAAUGCU
Messenger RNA from Archocentrus centrarchus (flier cichlid), 6868 nucleotides. It is a transcript of the gene abca3b, whose product is annotated as ATP-binding cassette, sub-family A (ABC1), member 3b. Gene Ontology annotation, biological process: transmembrane transport; lipid transport. NCBI's taxonomy places the organism in Eukaryota, Metazoa, Chordata, Actinopteri, Cichliformes, Cichlidae. The transcript has 30 exons. The record is from RefSeq and is a predicted model, not a curated record. Bases 1 to 5130 code for a protein of 1709 amino acids. Gene Ontology annotation, molecular function: lipid carrier activity; ATP binding; ATP hydrolysis activity. Gene Ontology annotation, cellular component: membrane; intracellular membrane-bounded organelle.